AUGAAGCUCUCCUCCAUCAUUCUCACAGUUUUUGCACUAGCCACAACUGGCAUCGCAACGAAGACGUGCACUCCUAGCUUUGAUUAUUGUUCUGAUGUCCUGAUUAAAGACAAAGGAUUCACCGAGGCCGACCUGAAGGAUGUUUUGAAGGGAUCGGAUCUAGAGGAUGAGGAUGUUGAGAAUGUUCUAUUCCAUUGCAAGAACCCCGGCGAUGUUGGACACCCUAAGCUUUGCACGAGUGGAUGUAAAGAUCCAGCGACAGAGGGUAGCCAUUCGUGUUCAGGCUAA
Molecule: messenger RNA, 288 nt
Organism: Penicillium vulpinum
Lineage: Eukaryota; Fungi; Ascomycota; Eurotiomycetes; Eurotiales; Aspergillaceae
Exons: 3
Coding region: 1-288 (95 amino acids)
Source: RefSeq, a predicted model, not a curated record